AAAAGGAAACCUUGAAAAUGCUUAAGUUCUAAUACUAAGCCAGUCCUACAGUUUAAAGAAAACUUAGCUUAGUUAAGAUUUUUACACUAAUUUUCAGAAAUAAGGCAGAAAUAUAUUUUUAUUACGUAUCGUAACUUUCCCCAAUUUAUCUGUGGAAAGAAAAAACUGCCAGUGAAACAAUUCCCAAAUCCAGAGGUCAUCUUUUUAAAAAUGAGCAAUGAAAAAGUCUCUGCUGAAACUUACGUAUACAUGUAGAAUUCAGACCUUUCUGUGUUCUUCUAUAUAAGGUUGCAACCAGAGCAAAUUAAUUGUGUUCCACAGCAAGUUGGGUAAGAAUCUUGUUUCACUGGUAGAAGUCUGAACUCUGGAAAUCGCUUUAAGGCUCACUGGGCAGAAUCUUCACAGAAUUAAAGCUCUAGAAUCUCUAGACUGUAUCUUAUUUUUUCUCAGAUAGGAAAAGCAGCCUAGGGUUUAUCUAAAACAAAACUAUCUUACAUUAAAAUGAGAAUUUAUUACAGUCUCCCAAAUAUUAAAGAGAACCCUUAAGAAUAUAACUUGAAUAGGGGUCAUGAACUGGUUCAACAUACUUAACUGGUGAUUUUAUGAAUUAUAAUGAAUGCUGCUACUCUCUAGAAAUGAAUGUAUCAAAGAUGAAAUAACCUCCUUGGCACGCUUACAGCUAUACAACACAUUUGUUUCACUGCUUUCAAGCACCAGUGCUGGAGGCUCAGAGUAACGCAAAGGGAGGAGGACUUCGGUCACAGCAGCAAGCAGGUCUACUGAGCAGAUAAGAUGACAUGCUUGGGAAACUAACGAACAAAUAAGAGGUAGGAUUACAGACAGAGGAAAUGAAACAGACUGGUGAGGAACAGGGAAAUAAACCGCGCUGGGCAGCUCUUCUGAUACUCAUGGUGAUAAUACCCACAAUUGGUGGAAACAUCCUUGUUAUUCUGGCUGUUUCACUGGAGAAAAAGUUGCAGUAUGCUACCAAUUAUUUCCUAAUGUCCCUGGCAGUGGCUGAUUUGCUGGUUGGACUGUUUGUGAUGCCGAUUGCCCUCUUGACAAUAAUGUUUGAGGCUAUGUGGCCCCUCCCACUUGUUCUAUGCCCUGCCUGGUUAUUUCUUGACGUUCUUUUUUCUACUGCAUCCAUCAUGCAUCUUUGUGCCAUUUCAGUGGAUCGUUACAUAGCCAUCAAAAAGCCAAUCCAGGCCAAUCAAUGUAACUCACGAGGUACAGCAUUCAUCAAGAUCACAGUGGUGUGGUUAAUUUCAAUUGGCAUUGCCAUUCCGGUCCCUAUUAAAGGGAUAGAAAAUGACGUGAGUAACCCAAACAACAUCACUUGUGGGCUGACAAAGGAUCGUUUCGGCAAUUUCAUGCUCUUUGGCUCACUGGCUUCCUUCUUUACACCCCUGGCAAUCAUGAUUGUCACCUACUUUCUUACUAUCCAUGCUUUACAGAAGAAAGCUUACUUGCUCAAAAACAAGCCACCUCAACGCUUAACAUGGUUGACUGUGUCCACAGUAUUCCGAAAGGAUGAAACACCUUACUCAUCCCCAGAAAAAGUAGCAAUGCUGGAUGGUUCUCAAAAGGACAAAACUCUGCCCAAUGCAAGUGAUGACAUACUUAUGCGAAAAAUGUCCACAGUAGGAAAAAAGUCAGUGCAGACCAUUUCCAAUGAACAGAGAGCAUCAAAGGUUCUAGGGAUAGUGUUUUUCCUCUUUUUGCUUAUGUGGUGCCCCUUUUUUAUUACAAAUGUAACUUCAGCUUUAUGCGAUUCCUGCAACCAGACUACUCUCAAAAUGCUCCUGGAGAUAUUUGUGUGGAUAGGCUAUGUUUCCUCAGGGGUGAAUCCUUUGGUCUACACCCUCUUCAACAAGACAUUUCGGGAUGCAUUUCGCCGAUACAUCACCUGCAAUUACCGGGCCACAAAAUCAGCAAAAACUCUUAGAAAAUGCUCCAGUAAUAUCUACUUCCGGAAUCCAAUGGCAGAGAACUCUAAGUUUUUCAUGAAACAUGGAAUGCGAAAUGGCAUCAAUCCUGCCAUGUACCAGAGCCCAAUGAGGCUCCGAAGUUCAACCAUUCAGUCUUCAUCAGUCAUUUUACUAGAUACACUUCUCCUCACUGAAAAUGAAGGUGAUAAAACUGAAGAGCAAAUCAGUUAUGUAUAGCAGUAAUGGCCUAGUUUUUAUCUAACCAAUAAGAUGAGUAAGAUGAUAAAGAUGUAAAUAUACCAAGAAUUAUACAAAGAAAAACUUUAUAUGAUGUAUCAAAUCAUCUCUUUAAAUUAAGAAUUAGAUGAUAAGAUUAUCUAAUUUUCUUAAUUUGGGCAAAAUUAUUCCAUGAAAAAAUAAUUUUGUAUAGCUGCAAAUUAAAACAAUCCAGCAUGCUGGUUAAAUGUUAAGAUAUUCAAAUGAAAUAAAAUUAAAUAAAUCAAUAAAUUUCAGACUGAAAAAAAACCCCAAUGUCACCGUAAGAAUUUAUCUAGUUCCUAACUGCAUGCAAAGCUAUGCUAAGAAUGAAAUAAAACAAGCAAGGAUUAACCUUGUCUUCAAGGCCUUUUUUAAAAGCAUACGGCAUAACACAGAACAAUAGUGACAGGAACAGAGGACUAAAAAUAAGAGCAUAAAAUAAUGAUCACAACUGAAGGUAAGCUAAGAUUUCCAUUUACGGUGUAGCUUAGUUAAAUGUAGUCACAAUUUUGAAUUGAUCAGGAAACUGUUUUGAUGGAAGGGUAGGGAGGCCAAUAGUUGGAUAUCACAUAAAGUAACAGGAUCUUAGAACUAGAGCUCUUUGUUAAAUGGCUGACACCAGACAACUACUCAGCAGGGAUGGGUCUACCGGAGGAGGAGGAGGAAGCAAAUGAAACCACUCUCGGGUACCUGAACCUCCAUAUGUUUCUCAAAGAGCGUGUACAAACUGGAAGCAUUGGUCAUCAAUUCAGGAACUUUAAUAACUUCAUAAACUGAGAUCAUGGUUGUCCAAGCUUGCCCAAAGACAACUUCUGGCACAAAAUUUUUUAUUCACCCUUUUGUUAUUUUUCUUUGCAUUGCUAAAUCUGGAAUAAAUUCAAUCUGUGCCAUUUACUAGCUAACUGACUGAAUUUACAAAAAAUACUUAACUUCUCUAAGCUUCAAUUUUCUCAUCUACAUUUCACUGGGUUCUUAUGGGGAUGAGUACAUGUGAGACUGUAAAUCUCUGUAAAGCCAAGUCUAUUUACCUUUGACAUUUUAUUUUUAUGGUACUCCCAUAAACGGUGAAUAAAUUUAGGCUGAGGGAAUCUGCAGUGAAGACAGCCCAAUCUUAGCCUUUCUUUUUCAGACUGACC
Vicugna pacos (alpaca) is the source of this 3325-nucleotide messenger RNA. The record is from RefSeq and is a predicted model, not a curated record. NCBI's taxonomy places the organism in Eukaryota, Metazoa, Chordata, Mammalia, Artiodactyla, Camelidae.